Molecule: messenger RNA, 1527 nt
Organism: Echinococcus granulosus
Lineage: Eukaryota; Metazoa; Platyhelminthes; Cestoda; Cyclophyllidea; Taeniidae
Product: Tetratricopeptide repeat protein 29
Exons: 8
Coding region: 1-1527 (508 amino acids)
Molecular function (GO): protein binding
Source: RefSeq, a predicted model, not a curated record
AUGUCACAAGAGCAGUCAUUUCUAAGUCCUUCUAAUGCCAAGAAUAAUCCCUUUGCACCAUGCAAUCUCCCAAUGCUAAACCAACGUUACGGAAACCUUACUGAGGAGCCAAAAGCAGAUUUUAAGCCUAUGGCUGGACAAGGCGUACCGGAGGAGAUACCCGAAAUCCCCUCCAACAACUUCGUCUACAAUACCAACAACUCGGGAGCAGCAACCAAUUGUGGAUUCUUGAAUGAGGACUUCAAUAGCGAUGCUGUGAAACUGCGACUGCGGGCGGAAUUGCCCCAUCUCACGAGAAAGCAAAUUGCCCAAUUUCAGCUACCCUUUUAUGAGACAUUAUGCCACGAUCUGCUGGAGAACGGUUACCACUACGCCUUUACCGAGAUUUUCACAAUUCACCAAAAGCAGAUGGAUGAGCGUCGAAAAGCAGGACCGGAUUCUCCACUCUGGAAAAUUCCCCCAAUCAGCGAACAGUCGGAGAAGAUCCACAUGCUAAGAGACCAGCUCUCAAAGGCAGAGGCAGCUACUAGGCGUCAGGACAACCACACUGUUUUUACGUGCUACCUCAAAUUGGCCAAAUACUUCAACGACUAUCCUGACGAUCGGUGGUUGGCAGAGCACUUCUUUGAUUACUGCUUCACUGUGGCCAAACGCAUCACCGAUGACGGAGGGUUGAAGAUGGCACAGGCUUACGAAUACAAUGGACUGGCGAAAGAGGCUAAGGGCGAUCUUCAGGUGGCGUGCUCGUUCUUCAUUCAACUCUACAAUGCGACUCGUGAUAAGACAUGGAAAGAAGAGGACGGUACUAAGAUGUCCAAAAACGCAGACAAGCAUCUCGUUCGUAUCUAUCACGCGUUGCUAGAAGCUACACCGAAGGAACAUCUCUGCGAGCGCAUGGCCUACUGCAUUAAGGCCCAUGACAUCGCGUCAGCUAGCAAUGACUGGACCUUAACAGCUCCAGCAAGUUUAAAAAUGGGUCAGAUGUACCAAGAAGCGAAUAAAAUAUCCGAAGCCAUUACGUUUUACCGCGGCUACUUUGAUUUAUCCAAAGGCGCAAAUGAUUGGAUCAGCCUGGGCAAUGCUUGUGAAUCUCUGGCGCAGCUAUUUGAGUCACAGAACAACAUGCAAGAGACGAUUCGAUAUCUGAAGAUAUAUGCUGAACUGUGCGAGGAGCACUGCGACUGGCUGCAGCUUUGCAAGGCAAGUCGAUUGCUCGGCCACGCCUACGACAAGGCGGGACAGGCACAGGAGGCCCUUCAGUGGAUUCUAAAGGCCUACAAAAUGCAGCAAUCCAUUAAUACACCAAAUCCAGCUCUGUUUCAAAAAUACACGGAGACCUCGCGAUUGAUGAUUGGAGUGACACGGGCACACUGCAUGAACAUCCUCUUCACCAACGCCAUCAUUACUGACACACCGGACGCCCUGCUUCGCAUCAUCGAAUGGAAGGCCGACCCACGCAAUGAGCACAAACUCUUUAUGAGUUAUGAAAAGCGACCCAUCCUUUCCGAUGCUACUUCUCUGGCAUAA